AUGCGGACAGGUGCUGCUGAUGCCAUUCAUGGUAGUCCUAAUCCUUCGUGUGGUGGAGGUGGGGGAGGAGGCAAGGCAAUUUUGUUGGGCUCACAAUUUGAUGGAGUUUUCGUUGCCUAUCAUAUCCGGGAGAAUAGAUGGGUACGAUUAGAGGACUUCUCCUAUUCUUUCCUUUUGGAACUGUUGUUAGAAUCAUCCUGUGGUUCACAUCCAGUGGCUGUAGGCCCUACUUUGGCCUGGGUUGGGAGUAGUUAUUUCUAUGUGUAUGAUCUCCGUUACCGAAUCUCCUACGCUGGGUUUGUACGUGGCCUUGGUAACAAUAUUCAAUACCUCCUGCAGAACAUGGACUCUGCACUAUAUAAACCGGCACUUCAUUAUUUAGAGGGUGAUGUCUUCUGCUUGACAUGGUUCAACUUCCCCGAGGGAGACACAUUUACUCGACUUCACAGCACCAUGAUCCGGGUUCCUGUUAACAACCCCCCGUCCCCAUUCUUGCCUGGCUAUCAUUUGCUGGAUCCCUUCGUUGUGAUUUCCCGGUCUUAUCUCCUGCCUUAUGGUUUCAAUUACCAGUGCAGCUUGCUCUUGGAUGGUUUUGUGUGCGGUCAUAAGUUGAUUUAAGAGGGAGUUGCCUAUGACAGUCCGAUUACCUCUUUGUAUGUCUUUCUUUUUUCCUUUUUCUGUUUUGCUUGUACCUCAUAGUCGGGCUGCUUGUUUUCCAGGGUGCACAUGCAUUUUUUCCAAUCUCUUUGUCCUCAUCAAGUGUGGGGCUACAUACAUUUUAGUGGGAUCACCUGUGCCCACUCAACAUUCCGGGGAAAAAAAUGAAACAUCCUCGUAGUUUGAAUCUUGCUCAUCAUCUAAUCUCAUUUUUUGUUCUUCAGUCCAUGAAAUUGUUUUCCGCCCCUUUAGGAUUUUGUGGAAGAGCGUCAAACCUCUUAGACCGUCUCCAGCAGUUUGUUGCUCAGUUUGCCUUAGAACCCGAGUUAAAGUUCAUUGGCUAUGAAAAGACUCCAACAGGCAAACUCCAAUCUUUGAGUAAAACCAGAGUAGAAGCUUAAUUAGUGACAAAGCAGUAAAUUGGAAGACAUAAUGUCGCUAUGAAAAUUGUCAGUGAUAGAAAGAGCCAGUCUUUUAUUUGAGCUCCAAUAUGAGUUAACUUCAUUUUGUUAUUGCCCUUGAAUUUAGUCGUGCUUAUACAUCUUGUCGCAAAUAAUGGGGUAGAUAUAUACAUUCACAUAAACAAAGACGAGAAAUGAAGAGAUGUUUUAAGAAGGGGAGUGUGAAACUCAUGUCCCUUCUUUUUUUGUGUGUGUGUGUGCAACUAGAAGUUUUGUAGGUUCAAUUAUAUCCUGUUGGUUCAUCAAACCCCUUGCCAGUGCCAAACUUUGACAAGAGAUGACCAAAUGUGGUGUGACAUUGGUUGGGCAAAAGUUUUCUCACGAUCUGGUUGAAGUCAUUGCUUAUCCAGGUUUGGCUUUGCAAAAUUUGACAUUGCAUCAUCAAAUGUCCAGUAUGCCUAAUGCUUUCGAUCUGACCUUAGACAAAGGAGUAGUUGUGCCAAAAUGCCGGCUGCACAUGGGGACCAACGUCGCCAGAAAACGGGAAAAUAGGACUGUGGUAAGCUAAAUUUUAGCAUUACUAUUGCCAAACUGACACAAAAAAUGGUGACACCCUUGGCCGAUUUCAUUUCCUUAAAUCUCUUCUAGUAAUGUAGAAUGCUGGCUAGGAAUUAGGAAACUACCCGCUUCCAUUAUGAAACCAUUGGAUGUUUUUUCUCUAAGUAGGGGCUAGCAUUUUGGAGGGAAGGGGUGUGUAGUACCGUUGGUGCUUGUAAAGAAGUGACUCUGGGAGCUGCUCUUUAUGGCAGAGAGUCUAGGGCUCUAGGCAAGAAGAGAAAAUGGUGUGUU
Messenger RNA from Rhododendron vialii, 1907 nucleotides. RefSeq lists its product as uncharacterized. Bases 1 to 618 code for a protein of 205 amino acids. NCBI's taxonomy places the organism in Eukaryota, Viridiplantae, Streptophyta, Magnoliopsida, Ericales, Ericaceae. The transcript has 2 exons. The record is from RefSeq and is a predicted model, not a curated record.